Molecule: messenger RNA, 571 nt
Organism: Diversispora eburnea
Lineage: Eukaryota; Fungi; Glomeromycota; Glomeromycetes; Diversisporales; Diversisporaceae
Source: the annotation of a GenBank genome assembly
UAAUGAAGAGAAAGAUAUAAUUAUUAAAACAGUACAUAAACAUUUCCCUUUCUUGACAUAUACCAAUUCUAAUGCAUGCCAUCGAAAUGUAUUUAAAUAUACCGAUUCAGAAGCUAAAUAUCCUGUAUACAAAGAUGUACAUACACGUUUAGGAAUAUGGGGUGACUGGAGCUGUCUAGGUAAAGACGAUCACUAUUUUCUUAACUGUCUUUUUCAUAUUGAUCAAAAGAAAGUUAUAAUUGCUAUACAGAGUUUGCCGGAAAGUGUGUCGAAUAAACCUCGAGAAACAGAACCUCGUUCACCAACUCAUCCAAACAAAAAUCGCCUUUAUCAGUAUGUCAUCGAACAUGAAAUAGAUCCCGAGAAAUUUUCAGUUAUUACAGAAGUUGAGAAAAAAAGGAAUGAAGACCCUAGAAAAUAUCAUAAAUUUUUAACAGAUCGGGAAAGGCUAAUCGGUGAAGAAUUAUUACGUCGCGGUAUACUAAAAAGUGAAUUAAGUACUGUAUGGCUUGAUGAUCUUAUGGAAGAAUGGGAAAAAACUUAUAAUCAAUUCGUGCAAAUUUUUAACUAG